UUCCUUCUUUGCUCUUUGUGCCCUCUGCUCUUCUCUGUCCCACCUCAGUUGGGUGGGGAGGGGGGUUAAAAGUAUUGCUGAUUUAAGGUUACACUUGUAUAUGCUUUUAUUCUAUGACUAAUGCUAUAAUUGACACUUAUGUUGCCAUGUCUAAGUCAGAAAAGUAAUCAGGUUACAGUAGAUGUUUUUGCUUAAGCUCAUUUUUCUAGGAAUCCCUAGGUUUUUAGUCAGGCUAAGUGUAAAAAGAAACCUAAUUUCCUUUGUUACUCAAAUGGUUUCCCUGACUGAUUUCUUUGUCAUGUAUACACACAACCAAAUUUGGAAUUAACUUUUACAAGUCCAAGUUAACUCAUUCACAAUCACCUGCUUAAUUGUAACCUGGUUACUUAUGUACUUGACUGUGCUUUUUGGAACAUACUAUGUAGAUACAUGAUACUUUCCAAAAGUCAUAGUCAACAACAGUUUAAGACGUUUUAAGCGUUUAAACAUUUAUUAGUUUUUAUUUUUUAUAAUGCUGGGAAUAAUUCUUUUUUAUUAUUAUUAAAAAUGCUUAAAACCUUUUUGUAAAAAAUUGGAUAAUCUUCCAAACUCUGCUUUUAGGCUGGAGAGAUAUCAAUUACCAGUUUGUAUUCUUGGCCUUGAAUUAAUCGUUGUACUGCAAAUUGACAAAAACAGUAAUGAUAUAAAACUUUUGGCUUGCAAAAUUACUUAUUGUUCUUUCCUUGUGUUUUUCUCAAUUCGUCUUCUACAGCAAGCAAGGAUCUGGCACAGACUUCCUAUUUCAUGGCUACCAACAGGUUGUUAUCCUGCCCCUCCUUUGUUGCACUUUGACUGCACACCAUAGCUUCCUCUAAUGCAGGGUACCCUUUCAGUGUCCAACGGGCCCUACUUGCGCUGGUGGCUAUUGGGAUGCUUGCCUUCUUCCCUCAGCUCCCCUUCCUUGUUCAAAGGAAGUGGGACAGGGUGGCUUGUAGCGUUACCGGCCCCAGACGCAGUGCGGUGUAUUGUACAAGGGACCAUGUGUUGGCACAGAUGGGUUGAAUGCAAAAUGUGAAGUGUAGUGGUGCGCUUGAAACCCACAUGUUUGUUCGGUUGAGAAAAAGUGCAUAAUUCUAAAAGAGAAAGACACUUUGGUAGCCUGAAUAGCAGCUAAAGAUUUCACAGAUGUAAACAUUUCUCGUAGAGGUUCUUCUGUCUACACCUCACAACGUUCUGCCUCCAGUACAAACCCACAGUGAUCGCCUGCGUGUGCAUCCACCUGGCAUGCAAGUGGUCCAACUGGGAGAUCCCAGUUUCCACUGAUGGGAAACAUUGGUGGGAGUAUGUAGACAGUUCUGUCACUCUCGAGUUGCUCGAUGAUUUGACCCAUGAAUUUCUGCAGAUUUUAGAGAAGACGCCAAGUCGCCUAAAGAGGAUACGCAACUGGCGGGCAACACAAGCUGCCAAAAAGCCCAAGACUGACAGUAACCAGUUAAUGGAUAGCCCGUUUCCUGGACCUUCGAUGCUUCAAGGCGAUGCCUCACUUCCUGGACUUUCCUCAUCCAACCCAAGUUUUCCUAAAACUAGUGCUUCCUUCACCGUUGCUGUGCCUGGCCAUUCUGCAGGUGCACCCCUGUCUUUGGACAACUUGGCCAGCACAUAUAAUCAACCUAGCCACAGUGAGUGGCCCCAGGGCAACCAGAGCCAAGCAGGGUACUCUGUUAAACAGGAUGUCCUCAGCAUCCCUCACCAAGAGCAGAUUUUGUCUUUACAGGGUGAGAGUGGAGAAGGCAGGCACCAGGCCCCCCUACAGCCUUCUCUAGCCCAGAAACUGUCUCUGGAGAAAUACAGAGAUAAACAUUCUACAGAGCUGGUUGUCUCUGGUGAGAAACACAGGCAAGAGCAGCAUGGUGGAGUAAUGGACUGUGAUGUGAAGGGGGAAAUGUUGUCUUCCUCCUCUUCUAUCUAUGCACCAUUGUCAAUGAGCCAGGUGGACAAUAGAAAGCAUUCACAACCACACCAAACACCCCAUGCAGUUGGAAGUGGAGGCAGCAGCACAGUCUCUCCAAUGAAACUCAAAGUCUCUUCCUCAGCAUCAACACAAGACAGACGCUAUCAGAGUGACAAACGGGACAAAGGCUCACUGAAACUACGCAUGGCUGUUCCUGGGUCUGGUGGCACCACCCAGCCGGAUAAAUGUGGGCAGCAGAGCAAAGAUGAGCUUAAGAUGAAGAUAAAAGUUGGAUCAUCAGAGCAUCACAGUUCGUCUGAUGAGGGCAUCGCCGCAAACAACAACAAGAAUAAACAUUCCAGCCCCCUAAUUGGCAAGGAGAAACAUCGUGGAGCGGAGCACAGCCUCCAUCGCCACCACAAGCACAGUCAGCCUCUCGCACACAGCGGCAAUGGUCGAGGAGGACUGCAGGGUCCCGUUGGAGGAGGCCUCCUCCGGCUUCAUCCGGGUCUGGCCAGCAUGGAAGGGACAGCGCUUGUUCCCCCUGGAUCCACCUCUCUGUCCUCAUCACGCAAGAGGGUGUACCCUGAUGCCAGCCACAACCACCAUCCUCCUUCCUCAUCCUCUACUUCCUGCUCUAAAGUGAACAAAAUCGCCAAGGUUGGCUCUGGUGCUCCAGGUGGGCUGCGGGCCUCUCAGCAGUACCCUUCUCCUAGCGAGUCACCACAUGAAGUGGGAGAGCAGAGACACUGACUCCACUGGUCUGCAGCCAUGGCCAGCACAUGGAAAUGGCAAACUACUCGCCCUUGAGACACUGAGACUGUGCUAACCUCCUUGUUAAGUGCCCUGGGACAACUCCUUUGUGAUGAUGAACCCUUUACUGAAAGGCAGAAAAACAUACUUGCAAAAAUAUGAAAAGUAGUGUUGGACUGAAAAAUUGCUUCCUGACAGUCGCAUCGCUGGGCUGUGAUGCUUAGCCUUGUUUUUCCGUUAGUUUGAAUAGCUGCUGGUUCUCCUUCCUUCUCAAAUUGGUUUAGGAAUGUGCAAAUGUGGCUGUGUGUAUGUGAUGGGAAUGGGUUGAGUGUCUUUGUUUCAACAGGGCGACAUGCUCUCUGCACUCUUUUCAGAUCUCAUUAUGGGAAAAUGAAUUGAAGUACCAUGAAGGCAUGGAGGACAAAGUCCACUUCGUUUCCUGCUUCUUUUUCUGUUUUAAAACUAAUUUGAGUGACAUUUCAGCCAUUGUAUGGACGAGGCCAAUAGGCCAGCUGCGAAACAGUUCGUUAUAUUAGCUGGCAUUCCAUUUAAUAUCGUGGAUGGAUGUAGUUUUCUUUUAGGUGUUAAAUUUCAUCUCCUUAAUUACUUCCUUAUCCUGAUUUCAUUUUAUACUUCAGUACAGUGUGUAUGAUUUGCAUGUUUCAAUCAUCAAAGGGAUUUAAAGGAGAAAGCUUACUUACUGUUUACAGGAAGUGGAGAUAAAUGUACAUACGUUUUUGUAUGUUUAAAAAAAAAACUAUGACUACUCAGGUUUGGAGCUGCUUGUAAGUAUAACAAGAUAACUAUAAUACCUAUAAAAGACUCUUAUUUUGUUGAA
Messenger RNA from Betta splendens (Siamese fighting fish), 3521 nucleotides. It is a transcript of the gene ccnt2a, whose product is annotated as cyclin T2a. The record is from RefSeq and is a predicted model, not a curated record. Gene Ontology annotation, cellular component: cyclin/CDK positive transcription elongation factor complex; nucleus. Bases 1475 to 2683 code for a protein of 402 amino acids. Gene Ontology annotation, biological process: regulation of transcription by RNA polymerase II; positive regulation of DNA-templated transcription, elongation. Gene Ontology annotation, molecular function: cyclin-dependent protein serine/threonine kinase activator activity. NCBI's taxonomy places the organism in Eukaryota, Metazoa, Chordata, Actinopteri, Anabantiformes, Osphronemidae. The transcript is spliced from 5 exons.